This is a messenger RNA of Notolabrus celidotus (New Zealand spotty), 993 nucleotides long. Its product is annotated as C-type lectin domain family 7 member A-like. The transcript is spliced from 6 exons. Lineage: Eukaryota; Metazoa; Chordata; Actinopteri; Labriformes; Labridae. Bases 15 to 674 code for a protein of 219 amino acids. The record is from RefSeq and is a predicted model, not a curated record.
UGACCUGUGAUCUGAUGGAGCCAGAGGAGCAGAUUUACGUCAACAUAGAGGAGCUGCAGGGUGACACCUGCAGCCUGAAGCACUACAGACCGGCGGACUCAGAAACCAGACCCGUGAGAGCUCCACACAGAGAACAGACUCCCCUCAGACUGUCUACAGUUUGUCUGGCCGUGCUGUGCUUCCUCCUCCUGACCGCGGUCCUUACAGUCAGCGUGCUCUAUGACAGAGACGUUAAACAGCUGUACGCUGACCUGACCAAUCACACGGCAGUGAGACACCAGCUCCUGGUCCAGAACCAGAACCUGACCGAUGAGAGAGACCUGCUGCAAACCAGUCUCAGCAACCUGACGAAGACUGUUGGAUCCUGCCCUGAGGGAUGGAGGAGGUUUGGCUGCAGUUGUUACUUCAUUUCCACAGUGGUGAGCUCGUGGUCCAGCAGUAAACGAACCUGUCGAGACCUGGGAGCAGACCUGGUGAGGAUCAACAGCCAGAGAGAGAUGGAGUUUCUGAACUUGAUCGGACGUGGUUUGAAGUUCUGGAUUGGUUUAAGUUGUUCGCCCAUGAGUAGCUGGAGUUGGACCGACGGGUCAACACUUCAAACAGGAUACUGGCGAAAUAGAUAUACAUCAAUUCCCACGGACUUCAUUAAGGAGUCAGCUAUGUGCAGCCUUUAACAGCUUUGAAGCUGGUCCGUGGAAUAACAUGAACUCAUGGACUGCUGAGUAUUGUGAACAGUACUACCGCUGCGUUUGUAGAAGGAAGUUGAACUCCUCGUCUGUUCUGAUAAAUAAAGUUUAUUAAAGAGUUAAGACGUUUGGUAUUUAAACCGUGACUCAAACUCUCUUCCCAGUUUCAAAUCUCGCCUUAAACCCCUCCAGAGCUGCAUGUUUCUGUAAACAUGUCAAUGCAUGUCUUCAUUAUAUUUAAUCACUCCUUUCUCUGUGUUCUUUUUAUAAUAUAAGUGUUGUUUCUUUAACUGUCUGCUCUGAUAUU